AUGCUGAUGGGUGAUCCUGCCCCAAGGCAAGUAGCCAAGCGGGUUAUCCGCGAGGUGAUUCCGGCUUCUGUACAAGAAAUAUUCCUAGAGGAGAUGAGCAUCGACAGUUCGGUAGAUAUGCAAUUUCCCGCCCCACCAGAGAUCCGAUACGAAGGCAACAGGCAGCGCUGCCAUGAUCCAGACAGACAGAUUCUCGUAACCCACCACAACAAGAUGUCCUCGGAAGAGAGGUCUCGCGAUGCAAAUCGUUUCAUUCGUCGCGUGGUCGAGGACAUGGAGCGCUGCGGUAUUGUCAGCCUUGCUACCGAAUACGAACCUCCUCAGACACGACCAGUUAUUAUCCAAGGUUCUGACGGCGCACUGGACCUCUACUUUCCAUAUGAGUUCGGGGGUCUCUCGCCGGACGCCGAGCUUACGCCGAACUUGACUCUGCCAAGUAAGACAUGCCUCGUGGACUUCGUCAACAAGUUCAAGGAGCAGAGCCCUAAGGGAAUAAUGGCGAAAGGAAGUAUAUUGACGCACUAUUGCGUGUGGCCGAUGCCUGCCAUCAAGCGCUUAGGCAAGAGCAGGCUCAAUUUCGGGACAUGGGAAGGCCAUGUUUACCAUUGGAAUGCGAUGCGUAAGUUUCACGCACUUCUUGAGCGGCUGUUUUUCUUUAACGAAGGUUCCACUGACUUCAAACAUAGCCUUCGAUCGUCCCUGGUCCUCUCACGCAUGGCAAUACUAUCUUAG
This is a messenger RNA of Periconia digitata, 732 nucleotides long. NCBI's taxonomy places the organism in Eukaryota, Fungi, Ascomycota, Dothideomycetes, Pleosporales, Periconiaceae. The record is from the annotation of a GenBank genome assembly.